Molecule: messenger RNA, 876 nt
Organism: Chaetura pelagica (chimney swift)
Lineage: Eukaryota; Metazoa; Chordata; Aves; Apodiformes; Apodidae
Gene: RWDD2A
Product: RWD domain containing 2A
Exons: 2
Coding region: 1-876 (291 amino acids)
Molecular function (GO): protein binding
Source: RefSeq, a predicted model, not a curated record
AUGGCUGUCAGAGUACAAGAGUGCCUGGAGCUCCAGCUGCUGGAAAUGGAAAUGCUCCUUUCAAUGUUUCCCAAGAAAGGUGAAAUAAAUCUGGAUGAGGAUGCUGUGCCCUGCAUGCAGCGCUACCUGAGGAACCCUGAUGGAGCUCUGCCCCCACAGCUGGAAUGUUCCAUUGCUGUUGAUGUAGGGGAGGCACAGGUAAAAGUGGAACUGCAGGUAGUGCUGCCUCAUAGGUAUCCUCAUGUAGCUCCUCACCUUUUUGCAAGAUCAGAUGCACUGCACAGACAGCAACAGCUGCAGCUCAACACUGGUCUUGCUUCUUACAUCAGUUCUUUGGGUUCAGGUGAACUGUGUAUCUAUGAAGCUGUGCAAUGGGUGAAAGACAACAGCCUGUCUUACCUGGAGAGCAGCAAGGUGUCUUCUGAAAGGGUUUCAAAAGAAGUCGUAGUUAAAGAAACCUUGCACCGCAUGUGGAUCUACAGCCAUCACAUCUACAGGCAGGAACUGAGGAAAAAGAUUUUUGACUGUGCAAAGAAGUUAAAUCUGACUGGCUUCUGCCUAACAGGGAAACCUGGUGUCAUCUGUGUGGAAGGACACCGAGAAAACUGUGAAGAGUUCUGGCAUGAUAUUAGGUAUCCCCAGUGGAAGCAUAUUUCAUGCAAGCAUGUGGAGAAUAUAGAAACAGAGGGAAGUAUCAAUAAUCUUCGUCUUUUUCAUGGUUUUGAAGACCUGCAGUUUCAGGCACAUGGUGAUUAUGGCCUGAGGAAUGACUAUCACAUGGAUCUUGGCCAGUUCCUGGAAUUCCUGAAACAACAUCAAAGUGGACAUAUUUUUCAGAUUUUAUUUGGUGUCGAAGGCAAACCUGCAGACAAAUAA